GGGCGGAAAAAAACCGGAAGAAGCGGAGCGGAAAACAGCAGCGAGGAGGGAGGGCAGGAUGCGGCCGGGACGAGGGGCGGAAAGAGGGCGGCUAGAAAAACCGAAAAACCGCAGGGCGAACACCAAAGUAGCAGCCAGGAGGAGGGCAGAGCGGCGGGAGGAGGGGCAGGAAAAAGAGGGCGGCGAAAAACCCAAAAAACGGAGUGGUCGGGUGGGCCAAGAGGGGAGAGCAGCCAGGACGAUGGGGAGGAGGGACGCGUAGGAGCCGGUAGGAGAGGAGGAGAGGCGAGGAGGAGUGGGGGAAAGGGGGAGGAAGCAGCGAGAGGACAGGAGGGAGGGGCGAGGGGAGGAGAAGAAAAAUGGAGGGAGAGGGCAGGCGGGCAAGAGGAAGGGGAAAAGCAAGGAGGCGGCAACAGCAGCCGGGAGGAGAGACAGAGCAGCCAGGAUGUGAGCGAGGAAAGGAAGGCAGAAGGAGCCCGAAGCAGAGAGCAAAGGGAGGGGAGGAGGGGAGGGGGCGGGAGGAGGAGCGAGAGCAGCCUAGGAGUAGGAGAAGAAAGGAAGCGGAAAAGCGGACGGAAAGGAGCAGGGGCAGGGGGGGCAAAGCAGAAAGGAGGGGACGAGAAGAGCAAAAAGACGAGAGACAAGGAGGGCAAAAAGAAGCGACGGAAAGGAGCAGGGGGAGGGAGGGGCCCAAAGCAGAAAGGAGGGCCGAGAGGAGCCCAAAAAGCAGCGAGGACGAAGAGGCAAACGAAACGGCGAGGGGACGAGAGCGCACGCCCGGGGGGGGGGGCAGGGCACCAAGCAAGCAGACGCGCGGACAGGACGGAAGGGAAAAAAGAAAAAAGACAGCAAGGAAGAGAGAGAACCCGGGACAAAGACAGGAGGCAACCGAAGGGAAGCGCAGGCGCGGGGGGAGGCGGGAGGGGAGGCGGGAAAGGGGGAGGAGACAGCAGGGAGAUCGCGGGCCCGGACGGGAGCCUCGGGAAGGGGAGGUGCCGCCCAGGAGGGGCCGAGACGAGAGGGAGAGCGGCAGGGUCCGAGCAGGGCAGGGAAAACGGCGGAGGGCGGGAGGGGGGCGGGAAGGAGGGCGGAGGGAGCGCGCCAGGCCGAGGGGGGAGCGGGGCGGUAGGAGCAGGGCGGGGCCAAAAAGGCCCGAUGAGCAAGGGGGGGGGCAAAGAAGGACGGCCGGAGGAAGCGGCCGGGCCCGAGGGGAGGGAGGUCGAGCGGCCAGGACGACUGGGGGCGAUUUGCGGGCGGGCAAGCAGGGCGGAGGAGAGAAGCAAUAGCAGCGAGGGGGAAGCAAAAUGGAUUUCACAACAGCAAACUGAAGCCAGUGAUAUGUACUUGUCAGUAUUAGUCCGCAGCAAGACAACUGGAAUGGGUUUGAUCAAUGAAUGUCAGAAUGAAUCCUUUCUCAGCUAUUUGAUGCGGGCGUACGGGGAUAUCGACGUGUAG
Molecule: messenger RNA, 1455 nt
Organism: Dendrobium catenatum
Lineage: Eukaryota; Viridiplantae; Streptophyta; Magnoliopsida; Asparagales; Orchidaceae
Product: ribosome-binding protein 1-like
Exons: 3
Source: RefSeq, a predicted model, not a curated record